AUGAUGUUCAACUUGAAUUCAAACAUAGGAUCACUUAGGUGCCUACAAGAUGAGACUAGUAAUAAUGUUAGAGUGGUUGACCUCAAGGCUGUUGGAUCUUUUAUUAAAUUCACUCCUGAUGCAUCUGAAGUGAUUAUGUGGCUAGGAGACAUCUUUAAAGCCAAAGUUGUGGAUACAACAAAAUACUCAUUGACAAUAGAGGUCACUGGGGAUCCUGGGAAGAUGGUUACUGUUCAGAGAAACUUAGCCAAAUUUGGAAUCAAAGAGCUCACAAGAACAGGGACGGGAGAUGUUUAUCCUGUGGAGUACUAUAAUAAGUUCUCAAUGAAUCAAGUCCUUGACCCCCAUUGGGGUGUGCUUUAUGAAGAAGAUUUAACUGGUCAUAAGUCUCACACUAUGAACAUUCUUGUCAAUAAUGCUCCUGGAGUUCUCAACCUAGUCACCGGAGUUAUAUCCAGAAAGGGUUACAACAUCCAGCGAAUAGCUCUGGAGUUAGAAGAGGAAAAGAAAGCUCAAGCUGAAAGAGAUAAGAUGUUGCAAAUGCAAGUGUUGCAUUCUUCGUUUCAAUUGUUAGUAUGA
This is a messenger RNA of Lactuca saligna, 579 nucleotides long. Lineage: Eukaryota; Viridiplantae; Streptophyta; Magnoliopsida; Asterales; Asteraceae. The record is from the annotation of a GenBank genome assembly.